AAAAAUCAGAAAUCCAAUGGUGGAGUAGGGGGGAUUGAUUUGAAAGUGGGGUCCAGAGGAAUUAGAAUUGAUGUGCAAUGAUGCAGAUGGAAGGAUGAUGGAGGUUAGGAGCAUAAUGAGUUUCUUCUCAAAAGAAAUGAAAGGGGGUUAUUGGGUUAGUUGGCACUGAGAAAAAUGAGUGUGUAACAGCAAAGAGAGGUCUCUUAGAAUGGUUGGCAAAUGUGUCAGUAAUUUUUUUUUUAAAGUAUGUCAAAGAUGGGAAGCAGGCAAACUUGGCCUUGAAGAGAAGAACCUCUCCAAUUUUUUAAUUCCCAAAGGAAAACAGAGGGAAAGCAUUAUUGUAUUCGGAAAAUUGCAGACAAAGAAAGCUCAAAGUAGAGAGAGAGAGAAAUUACAAGAGAGUAAAGUGUGGAAGGAGAGAGAGAGAGAGGGAUUAGGUUCUGUAAUAAUUUUUCCAACCAGAGCAGUUGGCAGUGGUUAUUUCUGGUUCUUUUAAAAUCAUACAUGUCAUCUGUGAACUUGUGCAGGUUGGUGGAGGAGGACUCCAUAGUUUUGAAGGAUUAGAACUUCUGAGUUCAGAAAAUGGGAGGUCAUGACAGUGAGGAUGUAGGAUUUCAGCAUAGAAAUGAUGGGAGCCUAAACUGUCCAUCUUCCGGGAUGAAAACGAAUCCGCUGCCCGAAAAGGUUUCGAGAAUGGCGAUGAGUUCUGUGUCCAUGUUUAAGCCGUCAAAUGGGGCUGACCCUUUCUUUGGUUCUGGUUGGGAUCCAAUUGUUUCAUUGAGUCAGAGUGAUAAUUUUGGCAGUUCUACGGGUGUUUCCCACGGCGAAUUUCCCAAUCCACCUUACCCCUUUGCGAUGGAGAAUCAGGGAAUGAGUAGCACCUCCCACCUUGUUCAAUAUCCAUCUGAUUCAAGCUAUGCUGGGAUGGUGCCAAAGCUUCCUCCAUGUUUUGGAAGUGGGAGCUUCACAGAAAUGGUUGGUUCUUUUGGUGUCUCUGAGUGUGGCCAGAUUGCUAACCCUGGGUGUCCUCCGAACUAUAACCCGAACAGGGAGGGGGGCACUUCAACAAUCGGUGCCCAAUCGCACGAUGAUCACCAAAUUUCUGAAGAGAGUGCUUUAGGAUCUUCGCCGAAUGGAAAGAGAAGGAAACGAGUUCCCAAAUCCAACUCUGCAUUCAGUCCAAAUAAGAAUGUUGAUGGGGAAGUUAACAAGGAUAUGUCUGGGGAGAGCUCUGAUUAUCUGAAAGAACAAGAUGAGAAGAAAGCAAAAACUGAAGAAAACGCAGCUGCAAAUUUGCGCGGUAAGCAGAUGGGCAGACAGGCUAAAGAAAAUUCUCAAAGCGGAGAUCCGAAAGACAGUUACAUUCAUGUUAGAGCCCGAAGGGGCCAGGCUACAAAUAGUCAUAGCCUCGCAGAAAGGGUAAGAAGAGAAAAGAUUAGCGAGCGGAUGAGAUUGCUUCAAGAACUUGUUCCGGGAUGCAAUAAGAUUACUGGGAAGGCUGUAAUGCUUGAUGAGAUCAUCAAUUAUGUGCAGUCUCUGCAACAGCAAGUUGAGUUUUUAUCAAUGAAACUUGCGACGGUGAAUCCAGAACUCAACAUUGAUAUUGAACGGAUUCUAUCCAAAGACAUUCUUAAUUCACGGAGUGGCGGUGGAGCUAUCUUUGGGUUUAGUCCUGGAAUCGGCUCUCCUCACCCAUACCCUCCCGGUAUGUUCCAUGGAAACUUGCCAAGUUUGCUAACUUCAGCUCCACAAUUUCCUUCCUUGCCUCAGAAUGUAUUAGACAAUGAGCUCCAGGGUCUUUUCCAUAUGGGUUUUGAUUCUAGUUCAGCUAUUGACAAUAUGGGACAAAAUGCGGGCCGCUUGAAACCAGAGCUAUAAGAUUGAGAACAGAUUAUGGUCUACUCCCACCCGAAGGAUAAUUCAAAUUUUCAGUUAACUGUACUUGACACAGCUAGAGAAGAAGAAAAGCGGGAAAGAAAAGGAAAGAAAAGGUUAUUUCAGUUGUAUAGGCUCUCUCGUUCCUAAUUGUUUGUUCUUCGAAUUUUUAGCAGAAGAAGAUGACUUUUGUUAUAUUACAAAAGAUGUGUAUAAUGAGACAACAAGGCAAGAGGUUUGAUUGGUGAUGAAGCUUUGUUGGUUGGUGUUUGUAGAAAUAGGACUUUGCUUGAAGCUUUCUUAGGGUUUUAUUUUGGGGGGAAAAACUGUGAAACAAUUGUUUUUGUAGAUUGCUGCAUCAUGAAAGGAGUAACAGAUUUGUUCUGAUA
Molecule: messenger RNA, 2264 nt
Organism: Pyrus x bretschneideri (Chinese white pear)
Lineage: Eukaryota; Viridiplantae; Streptophyta; Magnoliopsida; Rosales; Rosaceae
Product: transcription factor bHLH74
Exons: 9
Coding region: 583-1878 (431 amino acids)
Biological process (GO): regulation of DNA-templated transcription
Cellular component (GO): nucleus
Molecular function (GO): protein dimerization activity; DNA-binding transcription factor activity
Source: RefSeq, a predicted model, not a curated record